This is a messenger RNA of Metarhizium album ARSEF 1941, 1329 nucleotides long. Its product is annotated as transcription factor TFIID complex subunit Taf111. Gene Ontology annotation, biological process: transcription by RNA polymerase II; RNA polymerase II preinitiation complex assembly. The transcript has 2 exons. Gene Ontology annotation, molecular function: RNA polymerase II general transcription initiation factor activity; histone acetyltransferase activity; TBP-class protein binding. The coding region runs from base 1 to 1329 and encodes 442 amino acids. The record is from RefSeq and is a predicted model, not a curated record. Lineage: Eukaryota; Fungi; Ascomycota; Sordariomycetes; Hypocreales; Clavicipitaceae. Gene Ontology annotation, cellular component: transcription factor TFIID complex.
AUGUGGCGCCUGAAGCCAAGCGAGAUCUUGCCCGACGAAAAUGCGAUUCGCGCCAUGAUCAAGCCUGAGGAGGUCAGUCUUCUGGAUGCCAUGCAGCUGGGAAUCAAGGAGCUCGAGGACGCCGGCUACGAUCCCCGAAAUGCCAACAUUGACGAUGACGUCAUGGACAUGGAUGCUGAAGAAGACGACGAGGAUGAGGGCGGAAGCAAGGCGCCCAAGGGCGCCAAGAAGCCUGGCGAAAAGCAGGAAGAGACACUUGCCGACAAGAUGGCACCUUGGAAAACUACAAAGGCCUUCAUCGACGCCUGUGCGCAAAAGGCCAUGCUCCAGCUGCACGGCGAGGGUGACCCGACUGGACACGGCCUCGGCUUCAGUUUCAUCCGAACGUCCAUGAAGGGAGGGUACAUUGAGGCUGUUCAGGGCCCGUUGGCCACGUCGGCCGACGCCAUGGAGCGUGAGAAGCGCGCUAACGGCGGCCACGCCUAUAACGUCAAGAAGCAACAAGCAAUGUACGAGGAGGGCAUCAAGGAGAUUUGGGAGAAGCAAAAGGCAACGCUGUCCGACGCCCGGGAGCACGACGACAAGGACGUGGCAGUCACGGAAGACGAGGAUGAUCGAUUCAACGUUCACGCCGCCGCGACGCCGGCGCAAUUCGACGACGGCACCAGCCAAAUUAGUGGCUUCACAUCGGCUAGUCGCCAUGUCAAGAAAGCCAUCCGCAUCACGAGAGAGGUCCGCCUGCAGGACGGGUCGACGCAGACGCGAACCGAGGUCGUCCACGAUCCCGUCGUCAUCUCGCAGUAUAUGAAGCGGCGAACCGAGGCAGACUUGGAACUUAAGGAGUAUGUACUCAAGACGAUGCGAUGCAGGCCCCGCGGGGAGGCCCCCCGGGUCUGGAAGCGGCUGCCGUCACGUGUCAGGGCGCUUCACAAGUGGGCGUGCCUGGGUCACACGCAUCUCGGCCCCAAGAGACGACAAGUGCCGUCUCCAGGCGCUGUUGCCGACUACGUUGGGUUGGAGUUACGAGCACCUGCUUACGUCUACCUCUCCACAGCAUCUACAGCUCCCGGCCUACGGGCAAUGCCGACCAUGACCGCCUUGCGGGCAUUAGCUCGAUGCAGAAUCAAAAAGGAACUCGAGAGACUCGAAAAGAACAAGGCCCGACGACAGGCCCGAGAGCAGCAAAAAGAGCUGCACCAAAAGGCCAGCGCUGGCGAGGCCGGAUCACCCGGCGCCAUUGACAAGCUGCCCACUGGAACAACCCGCAAGUGUGCCAACUGCGGGCAAGUUGGACACAUCAAGACAAAACCAGACCUAAUCGUCAAUUGA